Fraxinus pennsylvanica is the source of this 1245-nucleotide messenger RNA. The record is from the annotation of a GenBank genome assembly. Lineage: Eukaryota; Viridiplantae; Streptophyta; Magnoliopsida; Lamiales; Oleaceae.
AUGAAUAGAAGAGGAGGAAGCAUGCCUAGGAAGAUAUAUAAUUCUGUCAAAGACAAGGACGAAGAGCUUUCCUUCUUCCGGGAUAUUCAGAAACGCGAAAAAGAUGAAAUUGCUAGUCUUCUUCAACCUGUUUCUAAUGAGUUUGAAGCGAAUGGAAACUAUGGGCUGUACAGAAUGGAGUCUGGAAGAAAAGGACCAGCACCUGAAUUUCUUGCUGAGAGUGGAAAAAAUGAUUAUAACUGGCUGAAAACACCGCCAGCAACGCCUUUAUUUCCAUCCCUUGAGUUUGAAACAAAUGCCCCGGAAAUGGUAAUCCAGCGCGAUCUAACAAUCAUUCAGCCUCUUUCACGGUUUGCAGGCAAUUCAGAGGGAGUGAAAGCCAACACCAAUAAAUCAACGUCUCCAAAUCCAAAGCCAAAAAUUCCACGAAGAUCUAAAACCCCGAAUGGGAGGCCGACUAUUUCGUCUAUAGACAAGAAAAACGUGAAAAGUGCACCAGUUAUAAACCAGUCAAACACACUUUUAUCGACUAUUUCGUUAACCGACAAGAAAAACGUGAAAAGUGCACCCUUGCUAGACCAGAAAAAGAACCAGUCCCACACCAUUGUCACUGAAAAACUGAAAACAGGAACCAAUCCAGUAAAAUAUGUCAGCCACAGAGGAAGCCAGCCAAGUUUUCUAACUUCAAACCUUUCAAAAAGCUUGGGGAUGGAUUCAAAUUCAAAAUCAAACACCAAACCUAAAAGUCGGGGUGUAUCACCUUCUCCGAGGCCAACAAUACCAGCCCAAGUUUCAGGUGUUUCAGAUGAAACGCCUCCUAAUUUAAGGACGGAUCGAUCAAUAUCAGCAACUAGAGGAAGGCCGGAUAUUCAAAAUCAACCACUAUCCCAGAAGCAAGAUUCAAAUCCAAAGUCCAGGAGACAGUCAUGCUCUCCAAGUGUGACUCGGGGACGUAAAGUGGACAAUGAUGGAAAAAUUGCUAAUCAAACAACUGCUAAACUUCAACAAGGAAAUAGAGGCCAAGUUCUGGGAAGUAAGAUGGUCGACAAAUUUAUGAAUGCAAGAUUGUCGACUGCUGAAGAAAGACAAGCCAAAGUAAAGAUGAAUGGUUCUAUAAACGAGAGUUCUGGUUUUGGGAGGCUGAUGUCGAAGAGUUCAUUGGAUAUGGCUCUUAAGCAUAUGGAGUUUCAAAAAGACUCAACGAAUUCUCGUAAAAAUGGAGUGGUCACUGGAAGAAAAUCCUGA